AUGGCUGCUGGAGUCGCAGCCUGGCUGCCCUUUGCCAGGGCAGCCGCCAUCGGCUGGAUGCCCGUGGCCAACUGCCCCAUGCCCCUGGCCCCAGCCGACAAGAACAAGAGGCAGGACGAGCUGAUCAUCCUCAACGUGAGUGGGCGCAGGUUCCAGACGUGGCGGACCACCCUGGAGCGCUACCCCGACACGCUGUUGGGCAGCACCGAGAAGGAAUUCUUUUUCAACGAGGACACCAAGGAGUAUUUCUUUGACCGAGACCCCGAGGUAUUCCGCUGCGUCCUCAACUUCUACCGCACGGGGAAGCUGCAUUACCCCCGCUACGAGUGCAUCUCCGCCUACGACGACGAGCUGGCUUUCUACGGCAUCCUUCCCGAGAUCAUCGGCGACUGCUGUUACGAAGAGUACAAGGACCGCAAGCGGGAGAACGCCGAGCGGCUCAUGGACGACAAUGACUCUGAGAACAACCAGGAGUCCUUGCCGUCGCUCAGCUUCCGUCAGACCAUGUGGCGCGCCUUCGAGAACCCGCACACAAGCACGCUGGCCUUGGUCUUCUACUACGUCACGGGCUUCUUCAUCGCGGUCUCCGUCAUCACGAACGUGGUGGAGACGGUGCCCUGCGGCACGGUGCCCGGGAACAAGGAGCUGCCGUGCGGCGAGCGUUACGCGGUGGCCUUCUUCUGUCUGGACACGGCCUGCGUCAUGAUCUUUACCGUCGAGUACCUGCUAAGGCUCUUUGCGGCGCCGAGCCGCUACCGCUUUAUCCGGAGCGUGAUGAGCAUCAUUGAUGUGGUGGCCAUCAUGCCCUACUACAUCGGCCUCGUGAUGACCGACAACGAGGACGUGUCUGGCGCUUUCGUCACGCUCCGGGUGUUCCGAGUCUUCAGGAUUUUCAAGUUCUCCCGACACUCCCAGGGCUUGCGAAUCUUGGGUUAUACGCUUAAAAGUUGUGCGUCAGAGCUGGGCUUCCUCCUCUUUUCCCUCACCAUGGCCAUCAUUAUCUUUGCCACUGUGAUGUUUUAUGCCGAGAAGGGCUCUUCUGCCAGCAAAUUCACAAGCAUCCCAGCUUCCUUUUGGUAUACCAUUGUCACCAUGACUACAUUGGGGACAGGAAACAUGGUGCCAGCCACCCUGGCUGGCUCUGUGUUCAAAAGUUGUUGUUCAGUUGCUUCAGUUGAAUCCAUUGCUCUCCCCGUCCUAGAGAAUAUAAGCUCCUUUAGAAGACUGUACCAUCAGUUUCAGUUAAGUGAUAAGUACAGAAGCCAAAAGAAAGCCCGCCUUGCCAGGAUCCGUGUGGCCAAGACUGGAAGUUCCAAUGCCUACCUGCACAGCAAGAGGAAUGGUCUUCUCAAUGAAGCCCUGGAGCUGACAGGUUCCCCAGAGGAUGAGCAUAUGACCAAGACCACAUCACUCAUUGAGAGCCAGCAUCACCACCUGCUGCACUGCCUGGAGAAAACGACUGGGUUGUCCUAUCUUGUGGAUGAUCCCCUGUUAUCUGUACGAACUUCCACCAUCAAGAACCAUGAGUUUAUCGAUGAGCAAAUGUUUGAGCAGAACUGCAUGGAGAGCUCAAUGCAGAACUACCCGUCCACAAGAAGCCCUUCACUGUCCAGCCACCCGGGUCUAACCACCUCCUGCUGCUCCCGUCGAAGCAAGAAGACCACCCACCUGCCCAAUUCCAACCUGCCUGCCACCCGCCUGAGGAGCAUGCAAGAGCUCAGUACCAUCCACAUCCAGGGCAGUGAACAGCCCUCACUCACUACCAGUCGUUCCAGCCUUAAUUUGAAAGCGGAUGAUGGACUGAGACCCAACUGCAAAGGAUCCCAGAUCACCACAGCCAUCAUCAGCAUCCCCACUCCCCCAGCGCUGACCCCGGAGGGGGAGAGCCGACCGCCGCCAUGUAGCCCUGGCCCCACCACGAACAUUCCCCCCGUAGGCAGCAACAUCGUCAAGGUCUCCGCCUUGUAA
Molecule: messenger RNA, 1968 nt
Organism: Gracilinanus agilis (Agile Gracile Mouse Opossum)
Lineage: Eukaryota; Metazoa; Chordata; Mammalia; Didelphimorphia; Didelphidae
Gene: KCND3
Product: potassium voltage-gated channel subfamily D member 3
Exons: 12
Coding region: 1-1968 (655 amino acids)
Biological process (GO): protein homooligomerization; potassium ion export across plasma membrane
Cellular component (GO): membrane; neuronal cell body; voltage-gated potassium channel complex
Molecular function (GO): A-type (transient outward) potassium channel activity; protein binding
Source: RefSeq, a predicted model, not a curated record